Messenger RNA from Otolemur garnettii (small-eared galago), 845 nucleotides. RefSeq names its product POP7 homolog, ribonuclease P/MRP subunit (gene POP7). The coding region runs from base 150 to 572 and encodes 140 amino acids. The transcript is spliced from 2 exons. Lineage: Eukaryota; Metazoa; Chordata; Mammalia; Primates; Galagidae. The record is from RefSeq and is a predicted model, not a curated record. Gene Ontology annotation, biological process: tRNA 5'-leader removal. Gene Ontology annotation, cellular component: ribonuclease MRP complex; nucleus; nucleolar ribonuclease P complex. Gene Ontology annotation, molecular function: nucleic acid binding.
CGCCUGUGGUUUGGCGUGUCUGUUUCGUGCGUCUUUCCUUUUCUUCACUUCCCUGGCGCGGGGGAUUGCGGGCAGCACUCUACUUGAGCCGGCCCAGGAGCCCUUGAGUGGGCUGGCUGGCACGUGGAACGGAGAAAGGUGCACACAGCAUGGCAGAAAACCGAGAGUCCCGCGGGGCCGUUGAGGCUGAGCUGGACCCGGUGGAGUACACCCUUAGGAAACGGCUUCCCCACCGCCUGCCCAGGAGGCCCAAUGACAUUUAUGUCAAUAUGAAGACUGACUUUAAGGCCCAGUUGGCCCGUUGCCAGAAGCUGCUAGACGGAGAUGCUCGAGGUCAGAACGCCUGCACUGAGAUCUACAUUCAUGGCUUAGGCCUAGCCAUUAACCGUGCCAUCAACAUUGCCCUGCAGUUACAGGCAGGCAGCUUUGGGUCCUUGCAGGUGGCCGCCAAUACCUCCACGGUGGAGCUAGUUGAUGAGCUGGAACCAGAGACUGAUACACGGGAGCCCUUGACUCGAAUCCGCAACAACUCAGCCAUCCACAUCCGAGUCUUCAGAGUCACACCCAAGUAAUCAAAAUGAAGCUGGUUCCCUUACCCUAUCUCCCACCCCCCAAACAGCAAGCCCAAAUGUGGCUCUCCUCAUGUUGCUUAUGUCAUGGAUCUCCUGUGACAGCUAUGUAAGAAAAGGCCUGCUCCCUCACAGCCCAAAGGAUUCUGCAUUGGGGAAGGGGGCAGUUAACUCUUCUUGGGCCCGAAUGAUGGGUCUUCUGAGUCUGUGUGGUCUGUAACUAUGUCCUGUACAAUAAAAAGUGCCAAAUUGUGUUGAUUCCUGGCCACCCCACUG